Molecule: messenger RNA, 1442 nt
Organism: Carassius gibelio (silver crucian carp)
Lineage: Eukaryota; Metazoa; Chordata; Actinopteri; Cypriniformes; Cyprinidae
Exons: 5
Coding region: 24-737 (237 amino acids)
Source: RefSeq, a predicted model, not a curated record
AGUAGGUUCUUCAGUGUUGUGUGAUGAGAAGCGGAUUCAUUUUGAAACAUUUUAUUCACUGCAGCAACAUGACGAUCUUUCAGCUUCAGCUCUAUGUAUUAAUCUUUUGUCAGUAUGCAGUGGCAGAUCUUUUAACUGAUGUGGGAUCAAAUGUGACCAUAAACUGUGAUCUUGAUGAAAAGGAGGUUUACUGGAUUUUACUGAAAGCAGCAGAUCCUCCAACAGUCAUUCUACAGUCAUUCUCAACAUCAGCUUUUUACCAUAAUAAAACAUUCAAAAAGAAAUAUUCAGUGCAGUUUAAACAUCGUCUAGUUAUUAAUAAUGUGACUGCUGAUGAAUUAGGAGUUUAUUACUGUAUGAACACACGCACACCUCCAAAACUCAGCAACAGCACCAGAAUAUAUUUCAAUGAACCAACUGAGUGUCACAAUCACACAGUGACUGAGUAUAUCGAGCAGAAUCAGACACUAUGGAAGAGUAUUAUCAUCAUAUCUGGACUGAUGAAUGGGCUUCUGGUUACUGUAGUGGUCGGACUGGUAAAGGUUUUUGUUGUUGGAAACAGAAGGUCUGCAAAAAAGCCAGAACAACUAAACUCUUAUCUACAACAGACACAAGUUACAGAGCCACAUCGGGACCAGUUGCAGUAUGCCACGGUUGACUUUUCCAAGCUGCGUAAAAAUAUUCCGUCCAGCCAAAUCAACAGCACGUACGCUGCUCUAAACCUGCCGAAGUCAUGAAUAUAUGAGUAUGAUUGAUUUUAUACUUCUUUGGUUCAUAUUUUCAAGAUUUUCUAAAAAUGUCUUAUAUUUUAUACUCGACUAGAUUAAAAAUUUGUAAUAUUUCAACCUGCUUUCUAAAGACUGGUUGGAAGUCAUGAGGUCACAUUUAUUUUACUGAAUUGACAAUCACAGUUUUGUAUUUCUUUUUAUGUAUAUAUCUGAAGAGUACUCAAAUAAUUAGUAGAAAAUAUUACCUGGAAAAUAUUCAGUAGACACUUUUUCUUUCACUCUACACUUGUUUGAAUGUUUUAUAUAUAAAAAUAUGUACCAGAUUUUAAGUGUAUUAAGUGGGUCUUGUAAUAGAGUCAUGUUUGUGAGUCAGUGGCAUCAAAAACUUUAAAACCCCUGCUUCAGAUAGCUGUUGUAAGCCAUUUCAGUUUUUUUUAUUUUUUUUAUUUUUUUGUAAGAGGUUGUAGAUUCUAAUAAAUGUAUGAAAGGGGAUGGAGAGUGCACCAUAUUUAUUAUUUUUGUGAAGCCUGUUGGUUGUGUUUUCAGUGCUGUUGGACUGAGAAGAGAUUCAUUUUUAUAAAAUACUUGACUGUUUCUUUAGACAAAAUAGUUUAACUAAUACAUAUAUAAAAAAUCAUUUAAAUGUUCAUAAGUUGGUUAGGUCUGUUAGUGUGAAAUGUUGUGGUUUGUCAACCUACUCUCCUCGACCUCGGC